Molecule: messenger RNA, 3106 nt
Organism: Panicum hallii
Lineage: Eukaryota; Viridiplantae; Streptophyta; Magnoliopsida; Poales; Poaceae
Product: ribonucleoside-diphosphate reductase large subunit-like
Exons: 17
Coding region: 270-2702 (810 amino acids)
Biological process (GO): DNA replication; deoxyribonucleotide biosynthetic process
Cellular component (GO): ribonucleoside-diphosphate reductase complex
Molecular function (GO): ATP binding; ribonucleoside-diphosphate reductase activity, thioredoxin disulfide as acceptor
Source: RefSeq, a predicted model, not a curated record
CCCGACACUCGCGCGAAAAUUUCCCUCUCCCGCGCUUCCGAGCGGUUCCCCUCCACUACCAUUUCAAAAUUGAAAAGAUUCUUGUCAUCUAUUCCAAUCGCCCCGAUCACGAUCACCGCUUUCAAACCUCUCGCCGCCCCGUCCCCUCCUGUCCCCUCCCAAACCCUUCCCGAUCCCCAGGCCGGCGCCACCGGUCCCGUACGACCGGGCACCCCCGGCGUGUUCGACGGAAAACCCGAGACGCCGGCAGGGUCAGCGGCGGCGGCGCGAUGUACGUGGUGAAGCGCGACGGCCGGCAGGAGUCAGUCCACUUCGACAAGAUCACCGCGCGGCUCAAGAAGCUCAGCUACGGCCUCAGCGCGGAGCACUGCGACCCCGUCCUCGUCGCACAGAAGGUCUGCGCUGGCGUCUACAAGGGCGUCACCACCAACCAGAUCGGCGAGCUCGCCGCCGAGACCGCCGCUGCCAUGACUGCCUCGCACCCGGACUACGCAUCGCUGGCGGGCAGGAUCGCCGUCUCCAACCUGCACAAGAAAACCAUGAAAUCCUUCUCAGAGACGGUAAAGGUUCUGUAUAUGCAUUGCGACGAGAGGUCUGGCUUGAUGGCUCCCAUGAUCGCUGAUGAUGCCUACGAGAUCGUAAUGAAGAAUGCUGCUUGCUUGGACAGUGAGAUAAAUUAUGACCGAGAUUUCGACUAUGAUUAUUUUGGUUUUAAGACACUUGAGAGGUCUUAUCUGUUGAAAGUAGGUGGAAAGGUCGUGGAAAGGCCACAACAUAUGUUGAUGAGAGUUUCUGUUGGCAUACAUAAGGAUGAUAUUGCAUCCGCUGUCAGAACAUACCACAUGAUGUCUCAGCGCUGGUUCACUCAUGCUUCCCCGACCCUUUUCAACGCUGGCACUCCAAGGCCCCAGCUAAGCAGCUGCUUCCUUAUCUGCAUGAAAGAUGAUAGUAUUGAGGGAAUUUAUGAUACUCUCUCAGAAUGUGCUGCGAUAAGCAAAUCUGCUGGAGGAAUUGGUGUAUCAAUUCACAACAUUCGAGCUACUGGGAGUUACAUUCGAGGAACAAAUGGAACUUCUAAUGGAAUUGUUCCUAUGCUACGUGUUUUCAAUGAUACUGCUCGUUAUGUUGAUCAAGGUGGAGGCAAGAGAAAAGGUGCAUUCGCUGUUUAUUUGGAGCCUUGGCAUCCUGAUAUCUUUGACUUCCUUGAUCUAAGGAAGAACCAUGGAAAGGAGGAGAAUCGUGCAAGGGAUCUUUUCUAUGCUCUGUGGAUUCCUGAUCUAUUCAUGGAAAGGGUACAAUGCAAUGGACAGUGGUCACUGUUUUGUCCCAAUGAAGCUCCAGGUUUAGCUGAUUGCUGGGGAGAUGAGUUUCAGAAUCUGUACCAUAAAUAUGAAAGAGAGGGCAAGUCAAAGAAAGUAGUUUCAGCGCAGGCCCUCUGGUUUGAUAUUUUGAAGGCACAGAUAGAAACUGGAACACCCUAUAUGCUUUAUAAGGAUACUUGCAACAGAAAAAGCAACCAACAAAAUCUUGGCACAAUUAAGUCCUCCAACCUGUGUACUGAGAUAAUAGAGUAUACCAGUCCUUCUGAAACUGCUGUAUGCAACCUAGCUUCAAUUGCCUUGCCACGUUUUGUAAGGGAAAAGGGUGUUCCUAUAGAGUCCCAUCCAGCUAAGCUUGUUGGUAGCAGUGGGUCAAAAAAUAGAUACUUCGACUUUGAUAAAUUAGCAGAGAUUACUUCGACUGUUACGUAUAAUCUCAACAAAAUCAUUGAUAUUAGUUAUUAUCCCAUUGAGAGUGCAAGGAGGUCAAAUAUGAGGCACAGGCCAAUUGGGAUAGGCAUUCAAGGAUUGGCGGAUACUUUUAUUUUACUUGGAAUGCCAUUCGAUUCACCAGAGGCCCAGCAGUUAAACAAGGAUAUUUUUGAAACUAUUUAUUAUCAUGCUUUGAAAGCUUCUGCUGAUCUUGCUGCAAAAGAAGGUCCUUAUGAAACAUAUGCUGGGAGCCCUGUCAGCAAGGGCAUUCUUCAACCUGAUAUGUGGAAUGUAGUGCCAUCUGACAGAUGGAACUGGUCGGCAAUAAGGGAGGUGAUUUCUCAAGUUGGAUUGAGGAACUCUCUUCUUGUUGCUCCUAUGCCCACUGCUUCCACUAGCCAAAUUCUUGGCAACAAUGAGUGCUUUGAACCGUACACAUCAAAUAUAUACAGUCGAAGAGUUUUAAGUGGUGAGUUUGUCAUAGUAAACAAGCAUCUUCUCCAUGAUCUGACUGAGAUAGGUGUCUGGUCUCCUAUUCUAAAAAACAAGAUAAUCUAUGAGGAUGGUUCUGUCCAAAAGGUUACCGAGGUCCCAGAUGAUCUAAAAGCAGUUUACAAGACUGUUUGGGAGAUCAAGCAGAAAACUAUUGUUGACAUGGCUGCUGAUCGUGGUUGCUAUAUCGAUCAGAGCCAGAGCCUCAAUAUUCACAUGGAUCAACCAAACUUUGGGAAGCUAACUUCCUUGCACUUCCAUGCUUGGUCGAAGGGCCUUAAGACAGGGAUGUAUUACCUAAGAACACGCGCUGCGGCAGAUGCAAUUAAGUUUACAGUAGAUACUACUCUCCUCAAGGAUAAGCAACAAACUUCAGAGGAAGAGGAUGUCCAGGCUAAAAUGGCACAGAUGGUCUGUUCCUUGAACAACCGGGAUGAGUGCUUGGCAUGUGGAAGUUAGAUCCGUCCAAAUGAUGUCCAGGCUAAAAUGGCACAGAUGGUCUGUUCCUUGAACAACCGGGAUGAGUGCUUGGCAUGUGGAAGUUAGAUCCGUCCAAAUCACUCCUCAUGCUGACCCAGACAAUCUUAUACUAGCUCCAUAGCAUUAUAUCUCUGCAAGCGGCCUGCGGAUGAACCCCGAACUGUGAGGGUACCAAGCAAGCCUUUGCUACCAGAACUUGACUUGUGUACUCAUGCUUAUGCUAUUGUAAAUAUAUAGACCAUGCAUCUAAUAUAAAUGUAUAAUAGUACUCUGUGGUAUCCAUGAUUUAGCCGACAACUGGAUAUGUCAAGCAGAAUGUGCAGAUGUGGCACUUCAAACUAAAUCAGAUAAGAGUAAUGUCAUCUUAGCAGUAGCAGAUGUAG